GACGCGUCUCACUUAAGCAUUUGGCGUCCCUCGCGACUGUUCUCGACAACCGCUCUGUGACAAGUGCGACAACCGCCACUCCGAAGAAGAUCCUCGAAUUUUGAUACACUGCCAACUCCAUACCAUUCACAUCACGAAGAAACGUCGCAGUCAUGGAUCCGCCACCGUCAAUAUCUCCUAAGCGCAAAAUGCCCAUGGCCAACAUCUUUGCCGCAAGGACGCCUGCCCCUCCAUCUUCUGCGAUACCCUCGUCCUCACCCGCAUUCGGCACCCCGGUCCAUCCUUUGAAGCCUUUCAAAGUCUCAGCGCCGACGAAACACGCGAUCCUCCCAAUCAUUCUACCCCCAGCCACACUACGACCACUGGCAUUCCGAACCUUCACGAAGAAACACAGUCUAACCCUUGCCUCCUCCGCCUUACAAGAAUUGGCUACAUUUAUCGGCCGGCAUUGUGGUUCCGCAUGGCGAGAGGAGGGACUCGCAGAGAAGGUCCUGGAGGAGGUGGCAAAGUCAUGGAAAAGCCGUAAUGGCGGAGUUAUCGUCGAUGGCGCAAGCCCAGAGCUCAAAGAUAUCCUGAAAAACUUGGAGGGGAACAUGAGCGGGGGCAAGAUUGUGGCCGGCGCCAGAGGCUUGAGUCGACAGAAUAGUCUUUUGAUCGAACCAGGGCAAGAUGUGGAUAUGUCAAACGCGAGAUUGGGUCUGCGACCGGCACAGGCAUCCUUGGCUCGAGAGGACAGUCAACAGAGCUUUGGCAUGUCUAGUCUGGGCGUCGAGGAAGAAGAGGACGACGAGAGUAUCAAGGAUCCGCGGAAGUGGUUCAACGUCGUUGAUGCCUACGAUCAGCCAAGAUACUCCUACAACGUUGCCAAGAAGCAUUUCGAGAGGGAAACUUCAAAACCUUCGCUCCUACCGCCAGCAUCACACAAAACUGCGCUAUUCAGAAACAGGUACAAUGUCAUACACCAAAGAUUGCUCAGGAACGAGUCCUUCCAGACGUCAGCAGUUGCAAGCACGAGGGCUCCUUCGGGCAAACGGUCAUCAUCAAACCAACUGAACCACAAGAUUACCCCAAUCGCCAAUCUUUUAGGUCGCCACGGUAGCCACCACAUGCUUUUAGGCAUAUUGAAUGUGUUGCCUGCGGGAGGCCUCGCGAUUAGCGACCUGACGGCCACUAUUGCCCUAGAUGUGUCACAAGCUGUUGCAAUCCCCGAAGAUUCGGCUUGGUUCGCUCCUGGAAUGAUUGUGCUCGUGGAUGGUGUUUACGAGGAAGAAGAGGAGUCCGUUGGCAAGGGACUGAGUGGUAGCAGCGGUGUCGGAGGAACACUAGGCGGCAGGUUCCAAGGCUUCUUCAUCGGUCAACCCCCAUGCGAGAAGAGGAGAGCCACAUUAGGAGUCAGCGGUCCCGAUGGCGGCCAGGAUCACACCAUAGGAGGUGGAUUCGGCUGGAUCGAUUUCCUCGGCGUGGGAAGCGAACGAGCCGUCGGAUCCAAGAUGCGGAAGCUUGAACAGCGGCUACUGCCCCGCCACUCUGCCGAGGAGGUGCCUAGUAGAGGGCGGAUGGUGAUCAUCGGCGAGUUGAACCUUGACCAACCACGAACGUUGCAAGCCUUGCGGAGGAUACUCGCGAUAUAUGCAGCUGAGCCCGAAGGCUCAAGUCCAAUGACUUUCGUUGUCACGGGUAACUUCACCCAGCAUGCUGUUCUUGCCAGGGGUGGUAGCGGCGGCAGCAUUGAGUACAAAGAAUAUUUUGACGCCUUGGCCUCGGCCCUGUCCGACUACCCCACGCUCCUCCAAACGUCUACCUUUGUGUUCGUCCCUGGAGACAAUGACGGAUGGGUGUCAGCGUUCACUGCCGGCGCUGCGACCCCGCUGCCCCGAAAAGGAGCACCGGAUGUCUUCACAUCACGCAUUAGACGCGUUUUCGCGGCGGCAAAUGCAGAGCUCGGGGCCAAGAGCGAUGGCGAGGCCAUCUGGACAUCGAACCCAAGUCGUUUGACACUCUUUGGCCCAAAUCACGAAGUUGUCGUCUUCCGAGAUGAUAUCUCAGCCCGUCUCCGCCGCACGGCAGUCCGCCUCAAGUCAUCGAAACAGAAUGCCGGCGAGGAUGAGGAGAACCAGCGUCCCGAAGACGGAAGCGGAGCAGACGACGUCAUUAUGGCAGGGAACGACCAGGUUGAAGCAGACGAGGCUAUGGACGUUGACAUCCCUAGCGAGAAGCCCGCUGUCAAAGAGGUCAAUUCGAGCCUGCCUCAAGACAUCCAUACGGCGCGGAAGCUCGUCAAGACGAUCUUGGACCAAGGGUAUCUGUCGCCUUUCCAUCAAGCGACCCGCCCAGUACACUGGGAUUUUGCGACGGCUCUGCACCUUUACCCUUUGCCAACAUCAAUGGUCCUUGUAGACACGACGGCGCCGCCGUUUUGUGUGACGUAUGAGGGGUGUCAUGUCAUGAACCCGGGCAGUAUUCUUGUGCCUGGACGGACGCGAGUCGGUCGCUGGAUAGAGUAUGAGAUUGGCAAAAUUGGCAAGUUACGGGAGACGACUUUUUGA
Molecule: messenger RNA, 2546 nt
Organism: Colletotrichum scovillei
Lineage: Eukaryota; Fungi; Ascomycota; Sordariomycetes; Glomerellales; Glomerellaceae
Product: DNA polymerase alpha/epsilon subunit B
Exons: 2
Coding region: 153-2546 (797 amino acids)
Biological process (GO): error-prone translesion synthesis; DNA-templated DNA replication
Cellular component (GO): epsilon DNA polymerase complex
Molecular function (GO): DNA binding
Source: RefSeq, a predicted model, not a curated record